AUGAACGGGAUCCGGCGCAAGAAGAACGAACUCUUGCGGAAUCCUUCAGCCUUCAGCACUUCGGCGGUCCGUCGGCCGUUCGGGUCAGGCUUGGACCUCUCACCACGCCUCCUCUAUGGUCGUUCCGAGCACGUGGACGUUCUCAUCGAGUCUGGCGUGGCCAGGUACCUGGAGUUCCAAGGCUUGAAGUUCACUCGCGUCUUGACCUCUGAGGGUCUGAUCUCAGUGCCCCUGACCAAGAGUGAGAUUUUUCAAGAUGCCCACCUCAGCAAGGCGGAGAAGAGGAUGCUGAUGCGUUUCAUCACCUCCAUCCAACCCUAUGUCUCCAGCUUGGCCUUCCAAUCUGCUGCACAGUUGGGCGUGGACCAAGCGGCCAAGAUCAAGGGACCCAGUGACUUGCUGGUCGAGCUCGUUGGACCGAGUGCGACCAGAGUGCUUUGGGCAUGGCACCUUGACAACGGGGUCCCGCACGCGCGCGGCUUGCGCAGCUGGCAGGAAAAGCCACAUUGUCUCAGGAACCUGUCGGAACGCUUACAAGACUUCAUCACCUAUUCUAUUUGCUUGUGGGACUGGGCCCCAACGGAAGCUUUUCCACAGCUCAGUUGGCGAAAUGGGAGGGCGUGGGACCUUGUGACCACUGAAUCCACUGGCGAAUGCUCAGGUCGGGAGGCCUUGGAACGGCUCGGAGCCUUUAUCUCCUCGUUGGGUUUGUAUGGUCGGGGCACCAGCAUGCCAUUGCUUUUCCCCAUGUAUGGCAUUGGUGAAGUCUCCCAAGGCUACACCCGGCUGUGCGCGGUGCACCGUGGCGUCUAUGCGCUGCGCACCAGGGAGGAAGAUGGUACGAUGCAACUCUCUGGUUUAGUCACCUGUCGUGGCGAGCAAAUCAAAGCCUCACGCCUGGUGGCCGCGUGUGGGGAGCUCCUGCAGGACCAGGUGCCUAGCCAGUCCUCUUCGCAGCAUUGCCGGCGCAUGACCGUGCUGCUGAGUUCUCCUCCGCUCGGGGAGGAGGGCGUGAGCCUCUGUGUGGUGCCUCCGCAGUCUUUGGAUCCGCCGCUGCAGAACGUGGUGCAGGUGCUUCAGCUGGACUUCAGCAGUGGCGCCUGUCCGCAUGGCUACUUUCUGGCGCAUCUCUCACAAGCCUCCAUCAGCGACCCGGGUCCUUUGCCCUUUGCGGAUCUGGACCGAGUUUUGGAGGAACUGCUGAAGCGAUCUCCAAAGACUGCCUGUAUCUUCAGGUGUCGCUACCUGCAACGGCCGCGCGACGUGGCCACGCGCUGGGACGUCUCCACGAGAACGGGUGGCUUCAUGGAGAGAUGCCUCCAUGAAGAGCGCCUGGCCGUGGUCUCGGACCCUCCCGCCGUGCCGCAGCUGCUGGAGAUGAGUGGUUCAUUGGAAGAGCUGGAACACUUCAACCAGCAGAUGCAGGUGCGCAGGUGCUUAAUUGCGUGUCUCCCAAUAGUUUGUCGGGAUCUUCAGAUCGAGGGACUGGCAUAG
This is a messenger RNA of Durusdinium trenchii, 1494 nucleotides long. The record is from the annotation of a GenBank genome assembly. NCBI's taxonomy places the organism in Eukaryota, Dinophyceae, Suessiales, Symbiodiniaceae.